This is a messenger RNA of Aureobasidium melanogenum CBS 110374, 945 nucleotides long. Its product is annotated as NAD(P)-binding protein. The transcript is spliced from 3 exons. The record is from RefSeq and is a predicted model, not a curated record. Lineage: Eukaryota; Fungi; Ascomycota; Dothideomycetes; Dothideales; Saccotheciaceae. The coding region runs from base 1 to 945 and encodes 314 amino acids.
AUGUCUUCUCCCAUUAAGAAAAUAGCCAUCGUCGGCGCAACCGGCAACAUGGGCAAACACACAAUCACCGAACUUCUCAAGAGAAGCAACCAUUCCAUUACCGCUCUCACACGCAAAAACAGCAACAUUUCUGUCCCCUCGUCCGUCAAAGUCAUCGAGGUGGACUACGAUUCCAUCUCCAACCUAACCUCAGCACUUCAAGAUCAAGAUCUGCUCAUGAUCACCCUCGCUGUCACCACACCUCCCCACGUCCAUCAAAACUUGGUUGCCGCCGCCGCAGCCGCAGGCAUAAAAUACAUAAUCCCCAAUGCCUACGGCUACAACUUUUUGGACUCUGCCAUCAACGCCGAUAUCCCCUGGGGUCAUCUCGCUCAAGAAUGUUUCACUUCCAUUGAGAGCAAAGGAAUGGUUCACUUUUCUCUCAUCUGUGGGUUUUGGUAUGAAUGGAGUUUAGGAAUUCCUUGGUGCUAUGGAAUUGAUGUUGCGAACAAAAAAGCUGUUUUCUACGAUGAUGGGUUGACCAAGAUGAAUACAUCAACUUGGAAACUUUGCGGCAAGGCGAUUGCGGAGUUGGUUUCUUUGACUGAGGAAGAGAUGGAGAAGUUCAGGAACAAGAGUUUGUAUAUCAGUAGUUUCAAAGUCAGUCAGAGAGAGAUGCUUGAUAGUGUGCACAGGGUGUUAGGCACGAAAGACGAAGAUUGGGACAUUAGGUAUGAAGGGACGAAGGAAAGGUAUAACAAGGGUAUUGAGGAUAUGAAAAACGGAGAUCGGACGGGGUUCGGAAGGGCAAUGUACGCAAGAGUCUUCUACCCAGACGGCAGCGGCGAUUACGAAAGCAGCAAAGGCCUUGACAACGAAGGUCUCGAUUUACCGGACGAAGACUUGGAUGAAGCGACAAAGAGGACUGUCGAAUUGGUCAACAGUGGAUGGAAUCCUUAUGGUUAA